AUGGCGAGCGAGGUUGAGUCCUUGAAGGUCUCCAAACUCAAACGUUAUCCACGAUACAGAAUCCUGGGUCCAUUCAUGUCUCUAUCAAAGGUUGAGGUUAAUUUUGCCGCAAAAACGCAGUCCAACCCAGAUGUCCAACAAAGAGCUGUCUUACACCCCAAAUCCUUAAAAGACAGGCAGUGCAGUUCAUCAACAACUGGUUUGCACUUUCAUGAUCUUCUUCUUCUAAUUUCAGAUUCUUCUGUUUUCGAUCUCCAUAUAAAUGGCUUCUCUCACUUAUCAGCAUCACUUCAAACCCAUCAUCUUCCCGCCAUUAGUCUUAACUCUUUAUCUUAUCACUAUCAAAACACAAUGCAUUGUUCUCAGCCAAGCAACACUUCCACCAAUUCUUCUGUCUCUGGCCGCCAUCCCGUUUAUCGAGGAGUUAGGCGAAGGAGUAGUGGAAAAUGGGUAUCUGAAAUUAGAGAGCCUAAAAAGCCUAAUAGGAUUUGGUUAGGCACAUUUCCAACUCCUGAAAUGGCUGCUGUUGCUUAUGAUGUUGCAGCUUUAGCACUCAAAGGUAGAGAUGCUGAACUUAAUUUUCCAAACUCAGCUGCUUCUCUUCCUGUUCCAGCAUCUGCUUCGCCUCGUGAUAUUCAGGCGGCUGCUGCUUCUGCUGCUGCUGCUAUAGGCGCUGCAAGGGAUGCGUUAGGAAUUGGUUCUAGUAGUCAUCAAACAGUAAUAAUGCAAGAAAGUAACUACAGGCCAAUGGUCCAUGAAUUUGUUGAUGAAGAUUUGAUAUUUGAUAUGCCUAAUCUCUUAGUUAAUAUGGCUGAAGGAAUGCUUCUUAGCCCUCCUCGCUUGGACAUUGCUCCUGAUGCUGCUUUUGAUGAUGAAAAUCCUGGAGACCAAAAUCUUUGGAAAUUUACUUAAUUGCGUAAUCCUUAUCUUAACUAUCGUAUAUGUAUAAUAACUAAAAAAUCAGUCUGCAACAUUUUUAAGAAAAUAAAACUUGAGACGUAAGAGGAAGAUGUAAAAUAUCUAUAUAUGUAUGUCAUAGUGUCUUUGUCUUGUGUUGAAAAACUGCAAAGCUAGCUAGAGCUGAAAGAGAUGGAAAAGCUGGAGAAGGUGUGAGUAAGUUGAGUGAAUUAAUGCCUUUUUUCUUCUUCAACUUUCUUUCUUUGUUUUUUUUUUUUUUUUUCCCCGUUUUUUGUGUUAAUUAGGCUCGAUUUAAAGGUUGAAGACCUUACAGUUCUAGAGAUGACUCUGGUACUAUAGAGCCAAGUUAACUUUUCAUCAUAUUAUUGUUUUUCUUUUCCCCUUUUCUCUUCCUUUGAACAGGGCUUCCUUAUCUUUAUAUGUUGGGGUUGUGCUGCUAUGGUAAUUAAAUAAUGCUUUUGGAGUGACUGAAGAGAAAGGAACCUUUUUAUCUAAUGAAACUUUUAUGUGCAGCUUUUGAUGAGUUCUUGUUUUCAUGGCCAACUUUUUUUUCCAAUAUGACUUUGAUGAGAUCAAUAGCGCAAGAAAGUUGACAAUAUCUGUCUGCAUAUGCUCAUGAUUUCUUGUUUUCUUGGGAAAGGGCAAUCUAAACUAUGACAGACAGUACAAGUAGUAUCCUUGACAUCCAUAUCUAAGUGGUCGAUCAUGGCCAUUUAACUGACACCAACAGAACUUGCAACUACCAAUAUCAACUUACUCACAUAUAUAUUCUCCAAUAUUAUUAUUAUAAUAUGAUACUCAGAGGAUCGACCACAGCCGCAA
Ricinus communis (castor bean) is the source of this 1740-nucleotide messenger RNA. RefSeq names its product ethylene-responsive transcription factor ERF024. Bases 1 to 912 code for a protein of 303 amino acids. Gene Ontology annotation, molecular function: DNA-binding transcription factor activity; DNA binding. Gene Ontology annotation, biological process: regulation of DNA-templated transcription. NCBI's taxonomy places the organism in Eukaryota, Viridiplantae, Streptophyta, Magnoliopsida, Malpighiales, Euphorbiaceae. The transcript has 3 exons. The record is from RefSeq and is a predicted model, not a curated record.